CUUAGGUCCUAAGAUGUCAAACUGCUGUCUCCCCUGGUAGUCUGAAGUCAAGAAAAUCCCAGUCCCUCUGUGCCGCCGGUUGGAUGCUCUGUUAGCUGGCCAGUAAACAGAACGCUUGGAGUGAAGCUUGUCAAGUGGCCAUGGAGAGCUCAAGGUGUGAUUUAUGGAGACAGCAGCCCGCUGCACUGCACUCGUUAAUUCGUUUCUCCUGAGCUGUGGUUGCAGCCCCACGUGCCCUGAAGGAGCUUUGCCUCAGAACCAGAGCAAAAGCAAACACUAGACAAAGCUCAAGACAGAAACAGUCUCCGCCAGUCAAGAAACCCUCAAAAGUAUUUUACUAUGGAUAUAGAAGAUGAAGAGAAUAUGAGUUCCAGCAGCACUGAUGUUAAGGAAAACCACAAUCUGGACAACAUGCCCCCCAAGGAUAGCAACGCACCUGGGCCUGGCGAGGGUACUCUGCUCUCCAACGGGGGCGGAGGUAGCACCGGCAGGAAGCGGCCCCUGGAGGAGGGCAGCAAUGGCCACUCCAAGUACCGCCUGAAGAAGCGGAGGAGAAUCCCGGGGCCCGUUCUGCCCAAGAACGCCCUGAUGCAGCUGAACGAGAUCAAGCCCGGCCUGCAGUACACGCUGCUGUCCCAGACGGGCCCCGUGCACGCGCCUCUGUUUGUCAUGUCUGUGGAAGUGAACGGGCAGGUCUUUGAGGGCUCUGGCCCCACAAAGAAAAAGGCGAAACUCCAUGCCGCAGAGAAGGCCUUGCGGUCUUUUGUCCAGUUUCCCAAUGCCUCUGAGGCCCACCUGGCCAUGGGGAGGACUCUGUCCGUAAACACGGACUUCACCUCAGACCAAGCCGACUUCCCUGACACGCUUUUCAAUGGCUUCGAGACUACGGACAAGCUGGAGGCACCCUUCUAUGUAGGCUCCAAUGGGGAGGACUCCUUCAGCUCGAGCGGGGACCUCAGCCUGUCGGCAUCCCCGGUGCCUGCCAGCCUCGCCCAGCCUCCUCUGCCUGUCCCCCCACCAUUCCCUCCUCCGAGUGGGAAGAACCCGGUGAUGAUCCUGAACGAGCUGCGCCCCGGGCUGAAGUACGACUUCCUCUCCGAGAGCGGGGAGAGCCACGCCAAGCGGUUCGUCAUGUCUGUGGUGGUGGACGGGCAGUUCUUUGAGGGUUCGGGGAGGAACAAGAAACUUGCCAAGGCCCGGGCUGCGCAGUCCGCCCUGGCAGCCGUCUUCAAUUUGCACUUGGACCAAACACCAUCUCGCCAGCCUGUUCUCAGCGAGGGUCUUCAGUUGCAUUUGCCACAGGUGUUAGCAGAUGCAGUCUCACGCCUGGUCCUGGGUAAGUUCAGUGACCUGACGGACAACUUCUCCUCCCCUCACGCACGCAGGAAAGUGCUGGCUGGAGUGGUGAUGACCACAGGCACAGACGUCAAAGAUGCCAAGGUGAUAAGUGUUUCAACAGGGACCAAAUGUAUUAACGGUGAAUACAUGAGUGACCGUGGCCUUGCCCUGAAUGACUGCCAUGCAGAGAUAAUCUCCCGAAGGUCCCUGCUCCGGUUUCUGUACACACAGCUAGAGCUUCACUUGAAUAACAAAGAAGAUCAGAGAAGGUCCAUCUUUCAGAAGUCAGAACGGGGUGGGUUCCGGCUGAAGGAGACCGUGCAGUUCCAUCUGUAUAUCAGCACCUCGCCCUGUGGAGAUGCCAGAAUAUUCUCUCCCCAUGAGCCAAUACUGGAGGAACCAGCAGAUAGACAUCCAAAUCGGAAAGCAAGGGGACAGCUACGGACAAAAAUAGAGUCUGGUGAGGGGACGAUCCCUGUGCGCUCAAACGCCAGCAUCCAGACCUGGGAUGGGGUGCUGCAGGGGGAGCGGCUGCUCACCAUGUCCUGCAGUGACAAGAUAGCACGCUGGAACGUGGUGGGCAUCCAGGGGUCCCUGCUCAGCAUUUUUGUGGAGCCCAUAUACUUCUCCAGCAUCAUCCUGGGCAGCCUGUACCAUGGGGACCACCUCUCCAGGGCCAUGUACCAGCGGAUCUCCAACAUAGAGGGCCUGCCACCGCUCUACACCCUCAACAAGCCACUGCUCAGCGGCAUCAGCAAUGCAGAGGCGCGGCAGCCAGGAAAGGCGCCCAACUUUAGUGUUAACUGGACGGUGGGUGACUCUGCCAUCGAGGUCAUCAACGCCACUACGGGGAAGGACGAGCUGGGCCGUGCGUCCCGCCUGUGUAAGCACGCGUUGUACUGUCGCUGGAUGCGUGUGCACGGCAAGGUGCCCACACACUUGCUGCGCACCAAGAUCACUAAGCCCAACACGUACCACGAGUCCAAGCUGGCGGCGAAGGAGUACCAGGCCGCCAAGGCCCGGCUGUUCACUGCCUUCAUCAAGGCAGGGCUGGGUGCCUGGGUGGAGAAGCCCACAGAGCAGGACCAGUUCUCUCUCACGCCCUGAGCCAGACGGGUGUUGAGCACAGGGUGCUGAGGCUACGGCACCUGCAUCACCCCGAAAACCUCGCGUCUGAACUGAUGCAGAUGUGCACCUCUGGAAGGGCACGGGAGGCCUGGGGGUCCACUGGGCAUCCAGCACCAUCCCCAGCAUCUCUCACCCAACAGGGCAUCAUGGGGAUGUGUGGGGUGCUGGGCAUCUCACGUCUGAACAGGGAGCAGAUUCACAAUGGGGGUGCAUGGGAGGCAUGGGGGCCCAAGCACCACCCCCAGCAUCUCCCUGCCACACACUUCCCCCCGGAACUUCCCAGUGACUGCUUUAUAUCCUGGUUUAUGUUAGAAAUUGAGUUCUACUGAGUAGGGCUUCUUCAAGUAUAGAAAAAUAGUAAUUACUUUGUGUGAAAUUCUUGAAUAAAUAAUUUAUUCAGA
Molecule: messenger RNA, 2867 nt
Organism: Jaculus jaculus (lesser Egyptian jerboa)
Lineage: Eukaryota; Metazoa; Chordata; Mammalia; Rodentia; Dipodidae
Gene: Adarb1
Product: adenosine deaminase RNA specific B1
Exons: 11
Coding region: 340-2445 (701 amino acids)
Biological process (GO): adenosine to inosine editing; RNA processing
Cellular component (GO): nucleolus; cytoplasm
Molecular function (GO): tRNA-specific adenosine deaminase activity; double-stranded RNA binding; double-stranded RNA adenosine deaminase activity
Source: RefSeq, a predicted model, not a curated record